Molecule: messenger RNA, 1059 nt
Organism: Penaeus vannamei (Pacific white shrimp)
Lineage: Eukaryota; Metazoa; Arthropoda; Malacostraca; Decapoda; Penaeidae
Source: RefSeq, a predicted model, not a curated record
CCUUUUCCCGUAGGCGAAUGCCCCCAGGGUUUCACUCACCUGGGCGACGGCUGCUACCUCUUCGGGCAGGAUCCGUUCGUCCAAAGCGAAGCGGAGGACUUCUGCCUGGGUGUUGGCGCCAACCUGGUGUCCUUCGAUUCCUGCGGUGCCUUUGGUCACGUGUCUAGAUACCUCGAGAUGGCAGGUCUGGCCACGCAAGGGCUGGGAUUCUGGGUGGGCGCCUCCCGCGUGGACGACAAAUGGACGUGGAGUGACAGCGGGGAUGAUCUCCCUUACGGCGCCCCACUUUGGGAUCCCUUCAGGACUCUGGAGGACGCCCACGCCUGUGCUCUCCUGUCGGCCACGGGGGGAUACCUUCUGUCGGAGGAGUGCAGCCAGGUGGCCCUUGCUCUCUGCGAGGUCCCCGUCCCGCCCUCGGCCGCCGGUCCUUCCCCUGCUCCGAAGCCCGAGAGGACCCCGAGGGAAGCGUGUCCCGAGCCCUUCACGGCCGUCGGCGAGCGCUGCCUGUACGUGAACGACAACUUCCUCACGUGGGACGCGGCGAGGGCCAGCUGCCAAGGACUGGCCUCGGGCUACGUGACCGACCUGGCCGUCCUGGACACGUGCGACGCCUUCUCGCUCCUCGCCCGCCACCUGGACGGCAGAAACUCGGCUUACCAGGACUGGCUGUGGAUCGGCGCCAGGGACUUCGAGGAGACCGGCGCCUUCAGGUGGGUCUCCGGCGAGUACGUCAGCCCGGGCGUGCCCCUGUGGUGCCCCGGACAGCCCAACGCGUUCGAGGGCAGGCAGCACUGCGCCAUGCUCUGGGGCUCCAACUUCUACUACGUCGCCGAUGACGACUGCAGCGACAUUCGUAAGUCGGUGUGCGAGGUCGGCCUUUAGGUUCGUGACGCACGGAUCGUCAGGAGGCGGCCCCGUGCGCUGGCCUUGUCUCCGGCGCCAGGAGGAAGGGACACAGCUGGCCCAUGGCUUCGUUUGCUGAUGGUAGUCGGAAUAUGGUAAUUGGUGUCAGUAUAUUUAGAAGGUUCUGGACCUGUAAUAAAGAGAUCAUGAUGCGAA